This is a messenger RNA of Metopolophium dirhodum (rose-grain aphid), 7679 nucleotides long. RefSeq names its product gamma-aminobutyric acid receptor subunit beta-like. NCBI's taxonomy places the organism in Eukaryota, Metazoa, Arthropoda, Insecta, Hemiptera, Aphididae. Bases 798 to 2879 code for a protein of 693 amino acids. Gene Ontology annotation, biological process: nervous system process; chemical synaptic transmission; signal transduction. The record is from RefSeq and is a predicted model, not a curated record. Gene Ontology annotation, cellular component: membrane; synapse; neuron projection. Gene Ontology annotation, molecular function: GABA-A receptor activity; chloride channel activity; extracellular ligand-gated monoatomic ion channel activity. The transcript has 9 exons.
ACCACGGCGCGCACGGACAAUCGCGCUCGCGGACGGACGGUCGCUCGCGCACAUACACACCCGCACACAGACCCACACACACAUACAGACACACACACACACACACACACACCUAUACUCCCGCACAUGUAAUAAUACGCACGCGCGUGCGAACACGCUUUUUCCUAUUUUGCCGGUCCUUUUUAUUCCACAUCUACUGUCGCUGCUCCGCGGCGGCGUCUCUCUUUCAGCCGCUCGGGCGCGCGCGGUCUCUCUCGCGCUCUCUCGUGCCCUCGUCGUCUCCUUCUCUCGCUCACCAUCGUCCGCAAAGCGCACGGCGCGCGCGUCGCACUCUGCACCACGUAUAGGUACGUCGCGUACGUGUGUAUACGCGAGCCCGGCUCCGUGGGCAUAUCCCGGCUAAAGUCGUCCGCCGCGCUUUUAAACAAGUAUAUUAAUAUUGUUGUUGUUGUUGUUAUACGCAUUUAACACGCCGACAGCUGCGCACAUUUACCGCGUAUCCCGUUUUAGUGAUUUCGUGUACGUAUUUCUCCGACCGACAAGCCCGGCCGUGUACGACCCCCGGGUACGUCGGGAGAGGAAAAGGCGGCGGUCGGCCAACCCCCCCCCACCCACACACCUCUUGAGCACGCACGCAGCUACGACAACCGCGACGACGACCGCGACGACGACGUUGCCGUAUAUGGUGCUCUGGCGACGGCCGUGCCAGAUCGGUGGUUGGCCCGCGGGACAACCGCGACGACGCGCCGACAGCACCACAAUCACCGCCCGUACCAGCCGCAGCGGCCACGGGCACGAUGACGUGUGGCGGCCGGCGGUUAUCGCCGUCGUAUUACCGACAUCACCGGCGCCGGUGCCGGCAUACCGGCGACCCGCAGCACAGCCGCCGCGGUCUGAACCACCAACACGAUCACCGCAAUCAUCACCACUACCACCACAACUACUACCGUCACCACCACCACCGUCAUCAUCACCACCACCAUCAUCAUCACCGCCAACACAACCGACACGGGCGCGGCCAAUCCCGGUUGCGGGCAGCCGUGGCCACCGAUAGCCGCGCCCGACUGCCGUACCCGACCGCCGACGCCGUGGCCCCGUCGGACGCUACGCCGCUGCCGUUGCCGGCUAUGAGGCACGCACCCGCUGCCGCCCGCCGGCACUCUUCUUCUUCUUCGUCGUCGUCGGCGGCGGCCGUCCGCCGCAUGUCCGCGUGGCUGGUGGCCUGCGUCGCAUUUUGGGCCCCAUCGACACCUUGCACGCACGCAGCUAGUAUGUAUGGAGACGUGAACAUAUCGGCUAUACUCGAUUCGUUCAGCGGCAGUUACGACAAAAGAGUAAGACCGAAUUACGGAGGUCCCCCAGUAGAGGUCGGAGUCACCAUGUAUGUUCUCAGUAUAAGCUCCGUGUCCGAAGUACUCAUGGACUUCACGCUGGACUUUUACUUCAGACAGUUUUGGACCGAUCCCCGGUUGGCGUUCACCAAGCGGCCGGGCGUUGAGACACUAUCCGUGGGAUCGGAGUUCAUCAAGAACAUCUGGGUGCCCGACACGUUCUUCGUCAACGAGAAACAGUCUUACUUCCACAUAGCGACCACCAGCAACGAGUUCAUCCGGAUACACCAUUCAGGGAGCAUAACGCGGAGCAUUCGCUUGACCAUCACCGCGUCGUGCCCCAUGAACUUGCAGUACUUCCCGAUGGACCGACAGUUGUGCCACAUUGAGAUCGAGAGCUUCGGAUACACGAUGAGGGAUAUCAGGUAUAAAUGGAACAAGGGUCCAAAUUCGGUGGGCGUGUCCAACGAAGUGUCAUUGCCGCAAUUCAAAGUGCUUGGGCACCGGCAGCGAGCAAUGGAGAUAAGCUUGACUACGGGUAACUAUUCGAGACUGGCUUGCGAGAUCCAAUUCGUACGGUCUAUGGGCUACUACCUGAUCCAGAUCUACAUACCCAGCGGGCUGAUCGUCAUCAUAUCGUGGGUGAGUUUUUGGCUGAACAGGUGCGCGACGCCCGCCCGAGUCUCGUUGGGUGUCACCACCGUGCUGACCAUGACCACGCUCAUGUCGUCCACCAACGCGGCGCUGCCGAAGAUAUCGUACGUCAAGUCCAUCGACGUGUACCUGGGCACGUGUUUCGUCAUGGUGUUCGCCUCGCUCCUGGAAUACGCCACCGUGGGAUACAUGGCCAAAAGGAUACAGAUGCGGAAGAACCGUUUCUUGGCCAUUCAAAAGAUUGCCGAACAGAAGAAAGGCGGCGGCGGAGGAGGAGGCGCCGGUGGUCACUCCGCCCACGAUGGCCACUCGCACGCGCACCCCCACCACACGUCUCGUCACGGUCAUGGCCAUGGAUCUAUAUCUGGCCACAGCACCCUGUCAGGACACGGCACACUGUCCGGUGGCCAUGGGCCCCAGUCCGGCCACGGCACGCUCCCCCACGGUAUGUCCAGCCACGGACUGGCGUCACACGGCACCAUGUCCAGUCAUGGAUACGACGGUGGUGGAGGCGGUCACCGGCACAGUCACAUGGGUCACGGAGGCACGUUGUCUGGAUCACUGAUGGCCGGAGACUUGGACCACACGCCCCGACAAACCGAGGUGCGAUUCAAGGCCCACGAUCCGAAAAACUACCUCAAGGGCGGUUCGCUGGAGAACACCAUCAACGGCCGCGGGGAUGACGACAACAUCACGCCCAUCCCCACGCAGCACGUCAUGCACCCCAACAAGGACAUCAACAAGCUGUACGGCAUCACGCCCAGCGACAUCGACAAGUACUCGAGGAUCGUGUUCCCGGUGUGCUUCAUAUGCUUUAACCUCAUGUACUGGAUCAUAUACUUGCACAUCAGCGACGUGGUGGCUGACGAUCUGGUACUUCUGGGAGCGGACUGAACUCAUCGGUUACAGUGUUACAUACCUACACACCCAUAUAUAUAUAUAUACUACUUACAUGCGAUUAAAUAAUCUAUAUUGUACACUUAGACUUAGUGGUGGUGAUAAGAGCUCAAAGAAAUACAAAUUCCGUAAGAUUUAUAUAUAUAUAUAUAUUAUAUUAUACGAUAUUUAGUAGUGUUAACGCAAUUAUUAUUAUUAUAAAUUAUUAUUAUUACUAUUACGUUUUGUUGUACUACGUACGACAUAAUAUUCUCUAUAAUAUGUAUAUUAUGAUAUAAGUCAAUAGACAGGAUCGAUCUAACACCUGCAGGGUUUUUCACAGAUUCUCAUACGCGUAGGACUAGACUACGUUAUAAUAAUAAUAUGAUAUUAAUUAUUAUUAUUAUUAUGAACUAAAUCGGAAUAACAAUUAUUAACAUAUUGUAAUUACUGUGUUGAGCGAUGUGUCGAUCGCGUGAUUGCACUAAUGUAUGCACUCGAUGGACGUCGAGGGCGUAGCGUCUGUUCAUCGCGUUUUCAUAAUUGUCGAUCAAAGUAUAAUAGUAUUAUUAUAUAAUGAGAUUAUCACGACGGUGCGCUGGGUGUAUGUACCUCCAAGGCGAUAACCAGCUCGUCGUUUUUGAGUGAAAUAAAUUAAUCUCUCGCCAAACGCCCAGAAAAAUGAUAAUAUUAUUUAUGAUAAUUCACGCAGUACAAAAUGAAAGUUGUCCUGUAGCAACGAAAUCCGCAAAAAAACGAUAGCAAUAAUUAUUACGCCGAUGAGCAAUAAACAAUAAAAUUGUAACGCGAAAGCAAUAAUAUUAUAAUAAUAUUACGUCGUGUUCGCCGACGCCGGAAAUGCACAAAACAGAGACUGAUAUGAAUAAUAUUAUCAUGAUAAUAAUGUUAUAUUAUACUGAAAUCGAUAACCAAAAUGUCACGGGCAAAUAAUUCACCGAUUAACGUUAUUUUUCCAAAAGCUUGAUGAUAACAACAUAAAAUAAUAUUAUGUGUAAUUGAAAUUUGUGUAAAUUAAAUAUUAAUAUUUAUAGAUGACAAUACCUUAUAACGUUUUCAACAACUAUUUAAACCAAUAUAUUAGCUCACAGUACAUAAUACAUAAUAAAUAACAGUUAUAUAUAAUAUAUACAUAUAUGUAUGUAAUAAUAUGUACAAUAACGUAUAUGUAAAUUAUAUUGCUCGUACGAAAAUAUCAUCGACAAAACGACAUUUUCAAGCUCGAAAUCGAACGUAAAGAACAGAAAUAUUCACACCUGCACUUCAUUCCGAUAAAUUCGCUUUUGAUUCGCAACUCGACGAAAACCUCUUACUCAAUAAAUAGUAUAAAAUAAUGUAAUGUAAGUUGUAACCAUAGGUACAUCGCCGUAUAGGCCUCUGCUGUAUAUUAUACGAGAUGGUUUCACCAGCAUGCUCAGAGCUACUCCUCAUUUAUUAUGUCUUUGAAUAAUACAUUUAUUCAAUAACUGAUUUUUUUAAUUUUUAAAUUUACUUGGAGACGAUAUCUUCAAAUUCUUAUUUUUUUUUUAAUACUUAAGGACUGUCUUGUAAUCUUAACUGCAUGAGAUAUAAAUUUCUGUUUUUUUUUUUAAAUGCAAACCAGUAAACAUCAAUUUUUCACUGUAAAUUAUAGUGGAAAUUAUGUUAAAAGUGGUUUGUCAUUUGAAUAAAAUCGAAGCUUCACAGGGAACUUCUUGAGUAGUAGGUACAAUACAUCUAGAAAUAUAAAAUGUAUGUACAUUAACGUAGGUAAACCUUGUUACCUUGUAAAUUAUGUUUUUUUUUUAAGAUUUUGGUUAAUAUAUCAUAACAUUUAUUUAGAUACGAUAAUAUCUUAAAAUUCAUAAAAUUGUCUUUAAUACUCAAGAAGUGUCCUGUUAUCUUACCUGCAUGAGAUAUAAACUUCUGUUUUUAUUUAAGUGAAAACCACUAGCCAUCAAUUUUUCACUGUAAAUUACAGUGGAAAUUAUGUUAAAAGUGGUUUGUCGUUUGAAUAAAAUCGAAGUUUCACAGGAAACUCUUUAAGUAGUAGGUACAAUGCAUCUAGAAUUAUAAAAUGUACGUACACUUACUGUAAACCAUGUUACCCUUGUAUAUUUGUUAGUUUGUAAGUUUCAUCUCUAAAAAAACCUCAAGAAUUUUAAAAUAUACAUUUAUGUACCAAAUAUUAUGGUCUUUAGGUAUAUUAUUUAAAAACUAAAAAACCAUUUUUUGAAUAACUGCAUUAAUCAACAAAAUCAAUGGGGUGAGCAUGCUAGGUGGUGAAUUAUCAUCCUGCACAGUAUAAUAAAGUUGCGAAAUACGACGAAGAUUUACCGAACUGUAGACGACACUCGUAUUCGAACGAUUUCCUGUUUUUCGUUUGACAUCCGUUUGAGUGCACUAUUUUGACGACUCUGUAUACUUACGCGAAUGUACGUGCAUAUUAUUAUAUAUAUUAAUAUAUGUGAUAUGUGUUUUAUCGUAUUUCCAUGGCCGCGAAACGCACCUGCGACUGUUUAUAAUUAUUAUUAUUAUUAUUAUAAAAUAGGUACUAAAAUAAAAUUCUAUUAUAUGAUUAUGAUUAAGUUAAGUUAAUGUUAGGACUGAAAUUAUGAUGAUUAAAGCAAUUUAUGUAAUAUUUAUUAUAUUAUAAUAUAAUACAAAGUCGACUAUUCGUAGUGUUUUAUACUGAAAAAAAUAUAUAUAAAUAUUAUAUUUAUUAUUAAUUAUUAUGUAUAUUAUGCCAUCUGUACAUAAAAAUACAUACUUGACCGUAGUUGUUAUACGAUUAGGGUAUUAUAUAAUACAUAUUAUCUUUCUAUAUAUAUAUAUAUCUAUAUAUAUAGCGUUGCCCAGUGAUUAGCUCAUCGUUCCAGUGGCAUAUUUUAGGUUCUAAAACUAUAUAUUAUUAUUUUAACAUGUAUAGGUAUAAUAAUAUGUAAUAUUAAGUGGAAACGAAAACGAGUAUUGUAAUAAUUAGUGGUAAAGGUACAUUUUUUUUUUUUUUUUCUAUUGAUCGAUAUUGAACAUAAUAAUAUUAUUAUUAUUUGGUUAGGUGUCGCCGUUCUAAUCUCUCAAAAUUAUUUUUAUAAGUCGCAAAUUAUAUAUAUAUAUAUAUAUAUUAUAUAUGUAUUAUUACUAAAUUUAUGAUAUUAUUAUAAUAUCUGCGUGUACAAAACUACAUACCUAUAAUACAACAUGAUGAUAUUAUGUAUUUAUAUAUUAUAUAUAUUAUAUUGUACGCGCGUGCGUGUGGUAUGUGCGCGUGGUGGUGUACGCGCAUACACUAUACCGACUUUACAUAAUUAAUUAAUAAUAUUAUAUAAAAUGUGUUUAUGUGACGUUUUAUGCAUAUUAAUAAUAUAAUAUAUUGUAUUGUAUUAGGGUCGGACGAACACGUUAUUGCAUUAACAGUGUUCGUAUUCGACGGUAUUAUAUGAUAUUAUAUCGAGAGAAGACGGACAGUCGACGACACGAAACGCACAAUUUUAUACGGUUGGAAGUGCGUCAUAUUUUGAUAGGUAUAAUCUAUAGGUAAAAUACGAUUGCAGUGUUCAACUAUUUUCUGUUUUGGGGGGUUUUACGACCGUUUUAGCGUAGGUAUCGAUAACUUACCACGGUAUCUAUAUAAUCGCGUAGUCGCCGAUUUUCGUAUUUCACUGGGCACCAGCGACUAACCCAAAUCGAACGCGUGUGACGGCUGUUCCUAAUAAUAAUAAGAAAUUCGCCGUCGCGGUCGGUAGAAAAAAAAUUCAAUAUCGUCUGCGCGGAAACAAUAAAUUCUAAAAAAAUGUACCACCUCCUCCUCCCCCUACACCACCUCCGUCACGUCAUCCCCCUUCUCGUCCGACCACAAAUCAACAUGCCGUGAUAAAACCACCAUCGAUUUCCAAGAUCCAGUCCGAAUCCAUUUUUGCUAUAAUAUUAUACAGACCUCGUGGGCACAUAACGAACAACUAAAAACGAAAUCAAAAUUUAAUAACAAAAAAUUGGUCGGCAUCGUAUGUAUGAUACAUAUGGCCUGGAUUUCAGCCUUUCUGGGUGACGACACGCGAACCCAAAUCGUAUUUUAUGUAUAUUUUUUUGUUCAUCUUUAUAUUGAUAUUAUAUAAUAAUAAUAUGUGUACCCGCGUAGUUGUAUGUGUAUUGUUAACAACGGUACAUUGUUAUUAUUAUGUAUUAUUAUAUACGAUAUAAUAUUAUGUAAUAUACUAUUUAUGAUAUCGCGUAUGUUUAGACAUUAAUAUAAUUAUUUAACGAAAAUAUUUUUAAAAGCACUUUCAGAUUGUGAUUCGCACAUUUUAAACGAUAAUACAAUUUGACUUCCUUAGUGUUUAAAUCAGCAAACGGUAGCGCGUUGUUAUUUGAAAAGAUAAAAAAAAAAAAACGAAAAAAACGAAAAAAAUUUGUAAAAAAUGUGAAACUACCGUCGUAUAUUCUAAAUCUCGUUAGGUAAUAAUAAUAUUAUUAUAUUAUAUUAAACUGUUAUUAUUUUAAGUUUUUGUAGUCUAUUAUUGUAAGACCGUUAUUCGUUUGCGUUCAUAAAUAACAUAAUAAUAAUAUAUUAUUAUUAUUGAUAUAUUGAAUAUUACUAUGAUAAUAAUAUAUAUAUACUAUUAUAUAAUUAUAUAUAUUAUAUUGAAUAUGUAUAUAUAUUUAUAUGUUAUAUUAUGUUUCCCCUUAUUUACGUCAAUAAUAAGUAUUAUUAAUUAUAUACAAAUAGUUUAUACAUUAUUAUUAUUAUUAUUGUGAUUAUUAUUAUUAUUAUAUUGUUUGUUUUAAUUGUAUGCUUCCGUUAUUUUUUUCUUUCUUUUUCUU